AUGCGCAGCUACCUCCCCCCCCCAAUCAUCGGUGAACGAAACUGUGGCAGCUACAACCAGUGUGCGACGACCAGCAUGCUUCAGCUAGCCAAUCCGGAUAAAAGGUGUGAACAUGUUCCCUGCUGCGUGCCGCAGCCUUCUGAGUUCCCAACGAUGUGCAAAGAGACUCAUGUAGACCCCAGCAAAGAUCCCACAACGCUCAGCUUAGCACCAGAAGCUAUCAGUUCUCGCAGAAAAAUACUGUAUGUGGUCGUGAAAACAUGUUUCUACAGUAUCAAUACUCAUUUUAUACCGAAUAUGACCCAAUCGAAUUGA
Messenger RNA from Opisthorchis viverrini, 315 nucleotides. RefSeq lists its product as hypothetical. The transcript has 2 exons. The coding region runs from base 1 to 315 and encodes 104 amino acids. The record is from RefSeq and is a predicted model, not a curated record. NCBI's taxonomy places the organism in Eukaryota, Metazoa, Platyhelminthes, Trematoda, Opisthorchiida, Opisthorchiidae.